Molecule: messenger RNA, 4162 nt
Organism: Alligator mississippiensis (American alligator)
Lineage: Eukaryota; Metazoa; Chordata; Crocodylia; Alligatoridae
Gene: HOXC12
Product: homeobox C12
Exons: 2
Coding region: 43-846 (267 amino acids)
Biological process (GO): regulation of DNA-templated transcription
Molecular function (GO): sequence-specific double-stranded DNA binding; DNA-binding transcription factor activity, RNA polymerase II-specific
Source: RefSeq, a predicted model, not a curated record
AGAUAGCAAUAAACUAGAAGCUCUUGGUCAGGGCCCGCGGAAAUGGGCGAGCAUAAUCUCCUUAAUCCCGGGUUUGUGGGACCUUUGGUGAACAUCCACACGGGAGACACCUUCUACUUCCCCAAUUUCCGGGCUUCCGGAGGACAGCUGCCCGGCUUGCCGUCUCUUUCCUACCCAAGGAGGGACAAUGUUUGCUCCUUGCCUUGGGCAUCUUCUGAACCCUGCAACGGAUAUCCCCAGCCCUACCUUAGCAGCCCGGUGUCUAUUAACCCUUCCUUCAGCAGAGCGUGCGAUCUAGCCCGGGUGGAGGAGAGCAAAUGUUACUACAGGGAAGCGUGCUCCGAGACUUCCAGCCUCAAGAGGGAGGAGAGGGUCAGAGACAAUACUUUGAUGCCACUCGAAGCGGGGAUUCCCAAUGGGAUGAGCGGCACUUUCAGCAAAUAUGACUAUCCGGCCGCUGAGACGGUGCCCCACGAUCCUCCUUCUUGUCAGUCCUUGGAGUCAGACUCCAGCUCUUCCUUACUCAAUGAAGGGAAUAAGGGUACCUCCAGCGAAGCAGCGACCAUGGUGUCCCCCAUCAACCAAGGAAGCAACCUCUCUACUGGUGGUGCACCCUGGUACCCGAUGCACACAAGGUCUCGGAAAAAGCGAAAACCCUAUUCCAAGCUGCAACUCGCAGAGCUGGAAGGGGAGUUUAUGGUCAACGAAUUCAUUACUCGCCAAAGAAGGAGAGAGCUCUCAGACCGAUUAAACCUGAGUGACCAGCAGGUGAAGAUCUGGUUUCAGAACCGGCGCAUGAAAAAGAAAAGACUCCUUCUAAGAGAGCAAGCUCUUUCUUUCUUUUAAAGUUCAAGCAGAGUCCGUGUUGGGCCACCACAUUGACACUCUAGCGUCUACUCUAAGCUGAUGGUCCCGGCACUUGACCUGACCGCUCCUCAUUUUCUUUUUUUCCUUAAAAAAAAUUAGAAAGAAAGAAAGAAAAUCAGUUUCCUUUGAGAGAAAAAGAUAAGAAUAAAAAAAAAAAAAAGCCCAACAGCGAGCAGAGAGAAGCUGAGAAAAUGCAUCUCCGACACUGGAACUGUUGGGAAAACAGCCAAUGUGAAUCCGCAAAGAAAAAGAAAAAGAAAAAAAAGGCAGCUUUUCCAUCAACCACCUUGGGUUCCUAUGGUUCAAAAGAGUCUCAGCAGCGUUGACUAUAAUCUGAGUGUGAGGUUGAGUCAAGGUAUGAGAUCUUUCCAAGCAAUAGGGUCCGUUGGGUUGUGUGCUGUAUUUUCCCCCCCUUUCUCCUAUUGACUGCUUGGCUUUGUUGUUGGUGAGGUGACCCCAGACCGCAGCAAAGAGCAAUCUUGAAAUCAAGGUCCCCGUCCUAUCUUAGAACUGAGUUUUUUAGGGUCGGGCUUUCUUUCUCCGGGACCAAACUGAGUGGCUGUGGCGUUCAUGUGAAAUCAACCGUAGGACCGGUCUCCUGGAGAACGGGGACCGGCUCGGACAUGUUCCCCGGGCUUAUUUUUCGAUAUAGACGGGAGCCAGGGGGGUGAUUCAGCGAGGGAGGGAAAGGACAGACUACAGUGUCUAGGUAGCAGCCUAGAGCUGGUUGUCCCCGGGCUAGGAAAAUAGCUGGGGUCCAUGGUGCUUCUGUCUGGGUCUUUCCUCCAACCAAGUGUGAUGGUGCAAGAAGGAUCACACGCAUCCUCUUCCCCCGCUCGCACACGCACGCACACACCUACGCCACGGAAAAUCCUGCGAGGCAAAACGGAAUGUACCUCCAUUUGAAACUGAGCCUUUCAGAGGUCGCCUCUGAAAAAUUGUCACCCAGUGUGUUUUCUGCACUGUCCCAAAUCGUCUUCUUCCUGUCUGCUAGCUAAAGCCAGGUCGGGUCCCCCCCCCAACAUCCUUCCCUUCCCUUCCCUUUGCUUUUUUAACAACUCCGCUGCAGACGUAUUUAUGCUGUAUUGAUGUGCUCAUUGAUGACAAAAUAGGGGGAAAAAAAUCGCUCCUUUUGUCCCAUUUGCUUGGUGGAGCCCCUUCAGCUAACGAUCUCUUUUCUUCCUAGAGGUAUCUCUAGACAUUGGCUUCCUUGCUUGGUGGAGAAAUGAAGGCACGGGUUUUGAUUUUUUUUUUUUAAAGAAAUUAUUCUUAGUCAAUUAGACAGAAAAAUCAAUGGGUGGUCUUUAUUUUUCCCCCUCCUUGUCCUUGCCUAAGAAUCGCAAGUCCAGAGUUUUGUGCUGGGUUUUUUUUUCCCCUAUCAGCCGCAGAUUUUCCAAGGAGGCUUGUAGGAAGAUGGAUAAGGUCGAUUUUUUUUUCCAAUUAAAUAAAACGCGGGGAGACAUAAUGACUUUCCCGGUACACACACACGCACCCAUACACACGCCAGUUAUACCUCUCUUGUCCUCCUCCCCCUUGGGUCUAUUGUACGGCUGCUCUUCCGAGCAGUUUAGCAGGCCUUAAUCUCCCACGUUUCUUUGGUCCGUGUGCUAUUUUCUGUAGGGCCCCCAUCAGAUGGGUUCAUUACAGUUUGCAGCUCUCAGCACCAAUCUGUCCUCCCUCACUGCCCUCCUAGCAAUUGUAGCUGGUUUCUAGCUGCGGGGUGAAGGUGGUGGUGCUCGGGGGAAGGGUGUAACUGCUUAGGGGUAGGAUAAAAGGGAGGGGGGGGGUGAACGGGAGCUUUGAGUUUUGCCACGACAAGCUUUGCUUCAUUCGUUUUAUAUCAGAGGGAUUAAUUUUAUGGCAAAGCAACGUUUUCUGGGCAGCCGGCAUUAUCCAUCACGUGCUCCCCCUUCUCCGCGUUCAUGGUCAUGACCGAGCAGCGGUGGCAAAGAAGGGCCUUUAUUUAUGAGCUGCAAAGGCGGUAGUGGAGUCCUUAAAAAUGCCUCCCUGGCUUGAAAGCUGCCUUUUUCCCUCCUCAGCCCUGCUUCUCGUGCCUGUGUCAAGAGCAUCCAGGAGAUCCGAUAAUCCCCCCCAGUUCCUACACCUUCCAGUUCCCUUCCAGGAAAAACACCCCCCCUCCAUCCUCACCCCUUUCCUCUUGCACACAAAAGACCCCCCUUUCCAGUCCCCAGCUCUACCCCCCCACCCUUACCCACCCCAGACUUCCCCGGGGGGGGUUCGCUUCUUGCAAUACUGUGCAAUAAAUACAUGAAACGACGUGUGUAUAUUUUCCCCCUGAACUAUGUGCAAUGAAAAGAGGGAGGGAUGGAGAAUUCUACCUUUUUUCUCCCCCGGCGAAUAACGGGAGAAUCCCCCCUUUUGCAAACCCUCAUUGUCCAGGGUCCCUUCUUCCUUUCACCCACUACUGCCUCUUACAAAGACCCGCACCCCUGUAGCUGGUGUGGGCGGUUGCAGACAGGGGGUCUCUUGGUGCAAACAGAGGGAGGCUGAGUGAUUUUUAGGCAGCCGUUGAGCUUGAUUCCCUAGCAAAAUGAUCCAUCCUUGACUUGAUCCAUUCACUCCCCUGUCCCUCUCCAAGGCCCCCUUGGCAAACCUAUGACUACGGGCUGGGAGAAAGGUGGCUUUCCCCCCCCCCCCCACUUCUAUUUUAUUCUAUUGGAGGGAAGGUAGAGGAUCGCAUGAAAUAGCUUAAUGCCGUGUUGGAUUAAAAUCCCGUUGAUUUAGGGAAAGAAAGGUGCCCUUCUGUUGUUCUUGAUCUUCCGAGAGAAAUCUCCGUCUGGAGAAGACGGGCUAUGCCCUGAAAUGCAUUGGAUACCUACCCACCAGCAGCGAAGCAUAGAGAAUUGCAAAGCCAGUUCUCGUGGCCCCCCACUAAUUAGUUUGGUUUGUUUGUUCCUUCUCCUUCCUUUUCAAUCACGUGCUAAUCAAGUCAACCCGAAAAUAUAUGCAAUAUUCUCUUCCCGAUUGCUUUAAGAUAUUAGUCCUCGAGACAUCCGUUUGUCCUGUGUUAGUUCCCUGUGAAUGUGGUACCGUUCUUUCGGCUUGUAUCGCUAGUCUAGUUUAUUGCAGUUGUUAAAAUGCAUCGUUUGCAAUAUAGUUCAUAUGUAAUGUUUCUUACCUCAAGCUAUUAUAUGUAGACCCGAUGCAAAUGUCUGUCAUAGCACGUUCUGGCUUUAUAUAGUCAUGUAAAAAGUGGCUUCACAAUAAUAAUAAUAAAAAAAUUAAUGUAUUAUUAUGUGAUUUCUGAUAAUAAAUAAAAUUGCCCAAACAUCUA